AUGUCUGCUCCUGAGCAUAUUGAGGAAGAAAUUGAUAACCUCGUCGAGGAUGAGUAUGUCCAAGAAGGAGAUGUUGAAGAGGAAGAGGUGCCCGACUUGGAUGAAGGCGAGCCUAUGGACGACGAUGAUGAGGAAGAGGAUAUGGAUGACUCUGCCGAUGGCUUUGAAGUUAGACCCAAUGCCGACGAUGAAAACACUAUGGAACUUGCAGAUGACUCAGUGCAAGGUUUCUUUGAUCAUCGUGAGCCCGUCUAUGCCAUUGCUAUGCAUCCCACUAGUAAUGGUAUUAUUGUCAGUGGUGGCGGUGAUGACAAGAGUUAUUUGUGGCGUUGUGAUACUGGUGAGAUGAUGAAAUGCCUCGAUGGUCAUACUGAUUCUGUCACAGCUGUCGCUUUCAGUUGUGAUGGCAAGUAUGUUGCAUCCGCAGCUAUGGACGGUAAGGUGCGUGUCUGGAACGCUGAAACUGGUGACUUUUGUGUAUCUGUGGAUGGCCCUGAUGAGAUUAUCUGGAUCGACUGGCAUCCCAAGGGUAACAUUUUGUUGGCUGGUGCAAAUGAUUCCACUAUUUGGAUGUGGGCCAUGCCUUCGGGUAAAUUCAUGAACAUCUUCAACGGUCAUGCUGGUCCUGUCACUGCAGGUUGUUUCACACCUGAUGGCAAGAAGAUUGUUUCAACAUCUGAAGAUUCUAGUUUCAUUAUCUGGGAUCCCAAGUCUGCAGCUGCUGAAUUCCGUUUGUCUGGUGAUGAUGCUCGUUUCCAUGCUGAAGUCAUUACAUCUGUUUGUGUAAACAAGGAUAGUACUUUGGCUAUCACUGGUGAUGCUACUGGUAAAGCUAGACUUGUGAAUAUCUUGAAUGGCAAUAUUGUUGCUUCAUUAGAAAACCACACAGACUCAGUGGAGACAUCUUCAUUCUGUGAUGUCCUUCCUUUAGCUGCUACCGGUUCAGUUGACGGUACAGUCUCUAUUUGGGAUGUCCAAACACAGCGUCUCCGUGCUACCUUGAGCCAUGAAGAUGCCGUUGUUAAAGCAAAGUUUGUUAAAAACUCUCCUAUGCUUGCCACAUGCUCAGCAGACAGAACUGUAAAGAUGUGGGAUGCUCGUACAGGUCAAUGUGUCAAGUCUUGGUCUGGCCAUCGUGAUACCGUUCUUGAUAUCGCCGUCGCAGAUGAUGGCAAUGUCAUCUGUUCUGCCUCUGAUGAUGGUACCUGUUUGGUAUUCAGCAUGUAA
Mucor velutinosus is the source of this 1227-nucleotide messenger RNA. Its product is annotated as Pro-apoptotic serine protease NMA111. The coding region runs from base 1 to 1227 and encodes 408 amino acids. Lineage: Eukaryota; Fungi; Mucoromycota; Mucoromycetes; Mucorales; Mucoraceae. The transcript has 7 exons. The record is from RefSeq and is a predicted model, not a curated record. Gene Ontology annotation, molecular function: protein binding.